UAAGGUUUGUUUAUUUUUAUUAUUUUUUUGCCGACUUGUACUUUUCUGGCUAAUUUCGACGACUGCCAGCUUAUUGUUUCUUUGUUCACACUCUAUUUUUUUCUUGUUAAAAUGUUCACACACUCUAUAAUCUCAAUAUCUUCUGAUAAAUAAAAAUACUUUUGAAAUAAUCUACCAUCAAAUUUUCUCUCAUUAUCUGAGUCGGCCAAACUCAGAUUCAACAUUACCACGCUUCUCUAAUUGUAUAAAUAUACAUUGUCCAAAAUAUAAAUCUAUUCACAUUUGUCUUUGUAUUUUUCCAAGAAGAUUAUCAGGAGACAAAAAGAAACUGAUGGAGAAAUUUGCACGCAAGUCUGCUUUCAUCGUCUUUUUAGCUUUGGCUUUGAUGGCGUCUGUAACAGUCCACAGUGUUGAGGCGAAACGUAUGUUAAACGAAGAAACUUCUCUGCCCUCGGUUGAUCUCGAAACUUCAAUCCCGACGGUUAAACCACUAGGAGGAGGGUUUGGUUUUUGUACGCCAGAAUGCAAAGAGUUAUGUUUUGGUACCGGUUGUUACUGCGUAUGUCCUACUCCUCCAGCAAAUAAAUAAAUUACAUGAUCAACUUCUCACUAAAAAAUAUUUGUGAGAACUG
Molecule: messenger RNA, 632 nt
Organism: Brassica oleracea var. oleracea
Lineage: Eukaryota; Viridiplantae; Streptophyta; Magnoliopsida; Brassicales; Brassicaceae
Exons: 2
Coding region: 332-589 (85 amino acids)
Source: RefSeq, a predicted model, not a curated record